Guillardia theta CCMP2712 is the source of this 462-nucleotide messenger RNA. RefSeq lists its product as hypothetical. Gene Ontology annotation, cellular component: centrosome; centriole. Gene Ontology annotation, biological process: centriole replication; mitotic cell cycle. Gene Ontology annotation, molecular function: calcium ion binding. Bases 1 to 462 code for a protein of 153 amino acids. Lineage: Eukaryota; Cryptophyceae; Pyrenomonadales; Geminigeraceae. The record is from RefSeq and is a predicted model, not a curated record. The transcript has 8 exons.
AUGCAAGAAAUCCGAGAGGCUUUCGAGCUCUUCGAUGCAGAUGGAUCAGGCAAAGUUGAUGUAAGAGAGCUUAAGAUCGCCAUGCGAGCUCUGGGGUUCAACGUGAAGAAGGCAGAGGUGCGGGAGAUGGUGGCUGAGCUGGGAAAGGACGAGCAUGACACUGUUGACUACGACGAGUUCGUGAAGUUGAUGUCGCGCAAGAUGGCGACGCGAGACACGCGGGAAGAGAUCCUGAAGGUGUUCCAGCUGUUCGACGACGAUCGGUCCGGAAGAAUCUCCUUCGCCAACCUCAAGCGCGUCGUCGGGAUGGUGGGGGAGCGCAUGACGGACGAGGAGAUUCAAGAGAUGAUCGACGAGGCUGACAGAGAUGGAGAUGGAGAAAUAGGAGAGGAAGAUUUCUACAGGGUCAUGAAGAGGAGGGGAGCGAGUGCAUUGGAUUUGUCAUCGGAGGACGAGGAUUAG